Messenger RNA from Sphaeramia orbicularis (orbiculate cardinalfish), 2953 nucleotides. RefSeq names its product zeta-sarcoglycan. Gene Ontology annotation, biological process: heart contraction; cardiac muscle tissue development. The record is from RefSeq and is a predicted model, not a curated record. Gene Ontology annotation, cellular component: sarcoglycan complex; sarcolemma. The coding region runs from base 714 to 1679 and encodes 321 amino acids. The transcript has 8 exons. Lineage: Eukaryota; Metazoa; Chordata; Actinopteri; Kurtiformes; Apogonidae.
CUCUCUUUCCCUUUUCUUUCGGGGAGAGCACAUAUCUCUGGCGGUUUGCCGCAUGGAAGUCGCCCAGGCAAGGCAGAACAUCAUCUGUCUGAUUCGGACUCCUUCUCUCCAGUUGCCGACCACUGGACUAGGAAGACGCACUAUCACUCUCACAUUUACUUGGAUGCAACGGGAUAUAACUGCAUUUAUCUGCUGACCCACUGACAGGAGAGUCUGAAUCCCGGCUUCAUUCCAACAUAAGGAGAAAUGUUUUUUCACUUAGAAUAAAAUUUCUAAGAAAAAAACAAAAACAAAACCGCCAGGAUUGUCGGUUUGUUUCGUGCGUAAAAAGCCGCAGUUUUGAAGCAUUGCGCGCCUCUAAUUAAGGCUUGUGUUUAUUUUCUUUCUUUCUUUUCUUUUAUUUAUUUUUUUCUUCUAUUUCAUCCCCUGCACAGACUAACCUGAGUGGGGACUUCCACGGUAUGGAACCCUGAAUUCACAAAAAAAAAAAAAAAAAAACGACCCACCGGAAGGAAUGAAAGUAGGAGACUCCGUCGCCGCGGUGGAAUAUUAAUAACCUCAUCCUAAUAAUAAUAAUAAUAAUAAUUCAGGGGAUGUUGCAGCAGAGUUUGGGACUCUAGAGAGCAUCCCAACUUUUUGGUCUGUGUUUAUUCAUCUUCUUUGCUUGUGGGACUUCCAUUUUCCUGACUGAUUUGCAGUACUUCAACAUAGUCAUGGACCGGUCGACGUCUUUGGAUAUCGAAGCGCUCAAGAUGACCCAGGAGCAGUACAUCCUUGCGGCACAGCCUAAUCCACUCCACCAGCGGGGAGCAUCGGUAUGUGGUGCCCAGGUUUAUCCAGCAGUGGGAAUCUAUGGCUGGAGGAAGAGAUGCUUAUACUUCUUCAUCCUCCUCCUCCUUGUCACCAUGAUUGUCAACUUGGCGCUGACCAUCUGGAUCCUCAAAGUCAUGAACUUCACUCCGGAUGGUAUGGGAAACCUGCGGGUGACCAAGGAAGGAGUAAGACUGGAGGGAGUCUCUGAAUUUCUAUUACCUUUAUAUGUCAAAGAGAUCCAGUCUCGCAGGGACAGUCCAUUGAUCCUCCAGUCGGACAGGAAUGUCACUGUCAAUGCAAGAAAUGAUCAAGGACAACUGACCGGUCAGCUCACCGUGGGCUCAGAGAUGGUGGAGGCCCAGUGUCAGAGGUUUGAGGUGAGGAGUUCCGACGGAGAGAGGGUUUUGUUCUCUGCGGAUGAAGAGGAGAUUAGCAUCGGCACCGAGAAGCUCCGAGUCACAGGGAAUGAAGGCGUCGUGUUUAGCCAUUCUGUGGAGACAUCACAUGUAAGAGCAGAACCCUUCCAAGACCUAAAGCUGGAGUCGCCAACACGGACCUUGACUCUGGAGGCUCCCAGGGGGGUGGAGGUCAAUGCAGGAGUGGGAGACUUCACAGCAUCCUGUAGGAAAGACCUUCUCUUGCAGUCUUCAGAAGGAGAGAUCUUGUUAGAUGCCAACACCAUCAGGCUGGGCAACAUUCCCCUCGGCAGUGCAGUUGACCCCCUGGAGGGGGCUCCAGCAGGUACCACCUACACCAAACAGACUGUAUACGAGCUUUGCGCUUGCGCCAAUGGCAAAGUCUACCUGUCUCCAGCUGAGAAAGGCUCUACAUGCCAAACCACCAGUAACUUUUGUCUCUGGAGCUGAAAGUGGGAGGUGGACAGACACCUGGGACAUAUGGACUCAUAGAGUUGAAGCUGAUGCUAGCCAACAAACUGAAUCAACAUGGACUGCGGUAUGGUGGGAAGCGAAAGCCAGCUAACAGACCGAAUCAACAUGGAUUGUGGCGUGGCAGGAAGUUCAGGUCUGUCAACAAUAUGGAUUAAAGCUUGGAAGGAAGCUAGUGCUCGCUAAAAGACCAAAUCUUCAUGGACAGUGCUUUCGUAUGAGCCAAUGCCUGCUGAAGGACUCGACCAAUGUGGACUGCAGCUUGGCAACUUGCCAGCUCACCGACCAAAUUAUUCCUGGAUUGGUCAGUAACGUAUGCUAGUCAAGACAACAGAUGAAUUGGUGAAAAGCAAAACACUCGGUUAACUGGUGGCUAUGAUGUUUCGUCCAUUCUUGGACAUGACGAAGUGGCAACACUUCAGAGCUUUUGUUGUUGUUACUGUCAUGACCGUUUCUGAACUGAGUACAUAUGGGAGUGAACUAACAGCAGCGAACUCUCCCACAAUAAAAAAUAAGUUGGUGUUCAUAUGACCAAAAUGUCCUGGAAAUUAAUCAUCUUGUUAGGAUGAACAGAUAUGGUGUUGGAUUGUGAAGUGUCCAUCAGUGGCAUGGACUAGGACUCUUCUGUGUCUGCCUCUGUCCAUCUGUAAGGACUAUGGUUUAGCCCUCUCAGUAACUAACAAAUAAAUCAGAAAAUGUUUUAGUCUAGAGUGAAGCUAAGGCUAGCUAAUGGACCAAUCUAUACCAGAAAGGCCUUCCCCCUCCUGCCCCCUCUAGUCUUUUAUCCCUAACACUGACAUUCAAUCCCCUUGCAUCAACUUAAACAUAAACCUGACUGUCUUUGACCCCUUUUUCAUAGGAUAACUAAUGCAAAUCCCUUAUGUGUUGUUCCUUAGCCACGCAUUGCAUUCAUUCUAGUUUUCUUGCCCCAUGUAUUGUUUAGUUUUUCACAUCAUUUAAUGAAACACACAAACACGUCUAUUAAUUUUCUGAAGGUCACACUACUUCUAUUCUAAGUUUCUUUUCUUCAUCAGAAAAGUUUUACUUAUCUCAUUCUACCCUAUUCUUUUCCCCUUCACUGUCUUUAUAAUCCUUUAUCUUUAUAUUUUCAUCUCUCUGCUACUCUCUUUUAUCCAUUCUCCAUGCUCUAGUUAGCUUUUUCUGUCUAUGCACCUUUCCACCGGACUGAUACAAGGAAAAAGAGACCGCAUUCUCCGUUCAAUUUUUUUUUUUUUUACCACUGAUGCGGUUUG